UUUACAAUUAAUUACGAAUUAUGGGUAUAGGCUCGGGAACUGAGUGCAUCUCUGAUACCUGUUGACGAAGUUUCUGUAGGAAAUUUACUCGAGCUAUUUCAUGUUUGCUCUCAUAUCAGACUUCUUAUACAGGAUCUACUACACGGUCAACACGGUCCACUCGUCCUUCGUCCUGAACACGGAAUUGAACAUCAUCUUCUACAAUUCCUCGGCUCAGCCGCCUGAUUCUUUCCUGAACCCUGACACGACGUCGACAACCUCAAUCGUGUUCACCUUCCUCAUCCUAGUAAUCACAGCUUGCGGGAUUGUUACUUCAUUCCUUCUAUUAUACGGACUUUACAAGGACUGCAAGAUGCUGUUGCUUCCAUGGGUGGUAAAUCUUGUAGUUUUCAUGAUAUUAGAUAUCCUCUACAUUUUCUACAAUCUUAUAGAACAUGCGCUGAAAUGGAACCCCUUCAUCUCUAUUCUCAUAAUGCUGGAUUUUUUCAUCACUUGUCUACACAUUUAUGCCUUAUUGUGUGUGAUAUCCCAAUACCAAGAACUAAAAGCGGGUAGAGGAAGGGCCUUAGACGACCAAAAUUAUAGGAUACCGAACAUCCAAUACAGCAACCAGCCAACAGCGACAAGCUAUCUCAGCACCUCUCGGCGUCCCAUGACAACCUGCGAUGCGCGUCCCACUCCAACCCAAAGCCCCACAGGAACCGCCCCGCCCAUCUCCUUCCUGGCCGAAGACACGUCUCCCAGCUCCAACCUGAAGACCAGGAAGUCCGUGAAGUUUCCGGACCACUCCAACCACCAGAACAGCGCCAGGAACGGCUCCCAGCUCCUGGAGCCGUGGACGAUAGAGCUGAAGCCGCCCCUGACGCCGAAGGUGAGCGGCAGUGGAAGUGACACGGCACCGUUGAUAGAAUCCGCUACCACGGACAGUUCUGGACAGCCGAAUUUGUGAAUAGUGCGUCCUCCCUACCUGGAGACCUCGUUCUAACCCUUGCGUUGUUCAUUCGUUUUGUGCAACGGAUGAAUUAUCGAAACUUUUAAGCGUACAGUGAUAAAGGGGUUCCUUCGAGAUGAGGGACUGUUUUGGGUAUGUGUUGUGCAUUAAGGAACCUACUUGGCGAUCUGACUUCUGACGUACUGUCAAAAUUUCACGUUUCAACUGUCUUAAAUCAGUAUAAACCUCUCCACCUCAAGAUCCGAAUUGAAAGGCGCACUUCUAUUAUGCAAGGUUCUGUAGAAGUAAACUGAACUUUUUCAUUUUCUCCCGAAUGCACAGAUAAAGAACAAUAUGGUUGUCACUGUUUUUAUAAAUUCGAGUGAAUGAAAUAAAGAAGUUACCUAUUCAACAUU
This is a messenger RNA of Coccinella septempunctata (seven-spotted ladybird), 1347 nucleotides long. RefSeq lists its product as uncharacterized. The transcript is spliced from 7 exons. Lineage: Eukaryota; Metazoa; Arthropoda; Insecta; Coleoptera; Coccinellidae. The record is from RefSeq and is a predicted model, not a curated record. Bases 101 to 949 code for a protein of 282 amino acids.